This is a messenger RNA of Coregonus sp. 'balchen', 6013 nucleotides long. The record is from the annotation of a GenBank genome assembly. Lineage: Eukaryota; Metazoa; Chordata; Actinopteri; Salmoniformes; Salmonidae.
UUCGCUACUUAAUUUAUCUUUAGUCUACAAACGAUAGUGGGUACUUAGAGACUGAUACUUUUUAUUUAUCAUUACACAUAGCUUGUAGUAUGAUUUUUAGUCAAGAAUGGUGCAAUGUGGUGAGUACGCAGACGAAGAUGCUUGCCGGCAGUUAGCUAGCUAGCAAUCCUAUGUCCUGUGUAUUGGGUGAGUAUAUUUAGCCAUAUAGCUAGGCUUACUAGUUGGUUGAAUUCAUUAUUUAGCUACUCAAUUGAACACAUUUUAACUAUCUAGCUAUGUUUAACGUUAGUUAAAGAAUGCCUCCUAAGUUUUUCGUUUGACAUGCACACAACUGACAGCUAUCAAAAAUGAAACAAUCAUACAUUUUGUGUGAACUGCUCCUGAUUCUGCAUCCUACACAGCUGUUCCUCGGCUAGCCCAACUGGAAUAGAUGGGGAACGUGCCACUUGACAAUGGAGGAUACUAUCAUCAGUGAUGAUGGCUGCAUAAACGGUGUGGUGGCGUUACAGCAGUGGCCGUCUCCUUGCUGGAUGGGGACCGCUGCUCUGCCUGCUCCUGUGGUGUCUGGAAGCGCUGAUGAGGCCCUUGGUGGGGGUGGAGGACCGGUGCUGUGCCACUCUAAAGGGGAUUGCCAAGUUGCACUGCCAGCUAUGGGGCAAAAUUCAGCUCCCCACUGUCCAGUCCACCAGCCUCACUGUCCCCUCCACAGCCCUCGAUCUCCUACCCCUUAGGGCCAAGCCCAGUAUAGGUAAGUGUGAAGUUAUCAUGAAUAUAUUAUACACUGCUCAAAAAAAUUAAGGGAACACUUAAACUGCUCAAAAAAAUUAAGGGAACACUUAAACAACACGAUGUAAGUCCAAGUCAAUCACACUUCUGUGAAAUCAAACUGUCCACUUAGGAAGCAACACUGAUUGACAAUACAUUUCACAUGCUGUUGUGCAAAUAGAAUAGACAACAGGUGGAAAUUAUAGGCAAUUAGCAAGACACCCCCAAUAAAGGACUGGUUUUGCAGGUGGUGACCACAGACCACUUCUCAGUUCCUAUGCUUCCUGGCUGAUGUUUUGGUCACUUUUGAAUGCUGGCGGUGCUUUCACUCUAGUGGUAGCAUGAGACGGAGUCUACAACCCACACAAGUGACUCAGGUAGUGCAGCUCAUCCAGGAUGGCACAUCAAUGCGAGCUGUGGCAAGAAGGUUUGCUGUGUCUGUCAGCGUAGUGUCCAGAGCAUGGAGGCGCUACCAGGAGACAGGCCAGUACAUCAGGAGACGUGGAGGAGGCCGUAGGAGGGCAACAACCCAGCAGCAGGACUGCUACCUCCGCCUUUGUGCAAGGAGGAGCAGGAGGAGCACUGCCAGAGCCCUGCAAAAUGACCUCCAGCAGGCCACAAAUGUGCAUGUGUCUGCUCAAACGGUCAGAAACAGACUCCAUGAGGGUGGUAUGAGGGCCCGACGUCCACAGGUGGGGGUUGUGCUUACAGCCCAACACCGUGCAGGACGUUUGGCAUUUGCUAGAGAACACCAAGAUUGGCAAAUUCGCCACUGGCGCCCUGUGCUCUUCACAGAUGAAAGCAGGUUCACACUGAGCACGUGACAGACGUGACAGAGUCUGGAGACGCCGUGGAGAACGUUCUGCUGCCUGCAACAUCCUACAGCAUGACCGGUUUGGCGGUGGGUCAGUGAUGGUGUGGGGUGGCAUUUCUUUGGGGGGCCGCACAGCCCUCUAUGUGCUCGCCAGAGGUAGCCUGACUGCCAUUAGGUACCGAGAUGAGAUCCUCAGACCCCUUGUGAGACCAUAUGCUGGUGCGGUUGGACCUGGGUUCCUCCUAAUGCAAGACAAUGCUAGACCUCAUGUGGCUGGAGUGUCAGCAGUUCCUGCAAGAGGAAGGCAUUGAUGCUAUGGACUGGCCCGCCCGUUCCCCAGACCUGAAUCCAAUUGAGCACAUCUGGGACAUCAUGUCUCGCUCCAUCCACCAACGCCACGUUGCACCACAGACUGUCCAGGAGUUGGCGGAUGCUUUAGUCCAGGUCUGGGAGGAGAUCCCUCAGGAGACCAUCCGCCACCUCAUCAGGAGCAUGCCCAGGCGUUGUAGGGAGGUCAUACAGGCACGUGGAGGCCACACACACUACUGAGCCUCAUUUUGACUUGUUUUAAGGACAUUACAUCAAAGUUGGAUCAGCCUGUAGUGUGGUUUUCCACUUUAAUUUUUCGGGUGACUCCAAAUCCAGACCUCCAUGGGUUGAUACAUUUGAUUUCCAGUGAUAAUUUUUGUGUGAUUUUGUUGUCAGCACAUUCAACUAUGUAAAGAAAAAAGUAUUUAAUAAGAUUAUUUCAUUCAUUCAGAUGUAGGAUGUGUUAUUUUAGUGUUCCCUUAAUUUUUUUGAGCAGUGUACUUCUGGUUGUAAGAAUAAAAAUCGAUGGUCGGUGGUAGGACACUGUUCAAAAGGUAAACACAGCUGUCAGCUAAUGGGGAUAAUUCAUUUCCGGAGUGUAUUGUGGAUGGGGGUAGUGAUGGGACUAAUGAUACCGGAGCUCCGAUGCGAUUUUCAAAGCACUAAAUCAAAUGAAAUUGUAUUUGUCACAUGCUUCGUAAACAACAGGUGUAGACUAGCAGUGAAAUGCUUACUUACGGGCCCUUCCCAACAAUGCAGAGAAAAGAGAACACAAUGAGUAACGAUAACUUGGCUAAAUAUACACGGGGUACCAGUACUGAGUUGAUAUGGGGUACGAGGUAAUUGAGGAACAUAUACAGUGAGCUCCAAAAGUAUUGGGACAGUUCAUGUUUUGGAUUUGUUUUGGAUUUGAAAUGAAACAAUGACUGAGGUCAGACUGUCAGCUUUAAUUUGAGGGUAUUUUCAUCCCUAUCGAGUGAACCGUUUAGAAAUUACAGCACUUUUUGUCCCAUUUUAAGGUACCAAAAGUAUUGGGAUAAAUUCACUUGUAUGUGUAUUAAAGUAGUCAAAAGUUUAGUGUUUGGUCCCAUAUUUCUAGCAUGCAAUGAUUACAUCAAGCUUGUGACUCUACAAACUUGUUGGAGGCAUUUGCUUUUUGUUUUGGUUGUUUCAGAUUAUUUUGUGUCCAAUCGAAAUGAAUUGUAAAUAAGAAUAGAAUGUUUCUAAACACUUCUACAUUGGAUUGAGACAUAGCCCAUGCAAAGAAACAGAUAUUGCUAUCUUAAACCGACAGGUUUUGAUGGGGAUUUUUUUAUUUUCUUUAUUAUACCUCAAAUGGAGCAUGGCGGGGCCUCAAGCGGAUACAUUAUUUUAAUUAAUACGGCAAAGGAAGCUAUUCUGAAAUCGUAGCACACUAGUAUCUAAUCUUGAUAGCGCCUAUUUAGAUUGUUUUUCUUUCUCAAACGGUGUUUGUAAAUUAAACAGCUUUAGUAGUUAUUGGUAAUUAUCAAAUUAUGGAUCCAAAGUUUUGUUUAUGUAAAAGUGAGUUGAAAAAGUUUAAUUCAAACCCAAAGCAAAUUUGAGAAGCAGUUACCACUUCAUAAAUGACCUACAAAGCUUUGUUUGAUCCCUCAUUCAGUGUAUCCCGCUGUGGCUUCCAAAACAUCGACCUCUGCUGGACACUAUUUACAGACUUAGUCUAGAUAUUCUUCUCCAUUUCUCACUUGACAGGUGGCUCCGACUGUAGAGCAGCGGUGAGUGAGUCUUGUGGAGGCACAUGAUCAAAUCCCAAUAUUCUAACAUUUUAAAUGAUGAGUUUCGAUAAGCAUAGGCUGUUCGUUUCAAAGCAUAAACGGAUAGUUUCAAAGUAACAUUACCACGUGAUCAAUGACGUCUGAAGCUUCGUUUGAUCACAUGCUUUUUCUAACUGUGUGUUGCAAAAUGCGAGAUCCCACUGAUUCGCCAUGGUGCCGGUGCUUUCUUCAAUGCAAAGUUGCGUUCAAACACCGACCUCUACUGGACACCUUAUUUCCAAAUUUAGUUAGAUUUAUUUUUUUAUAGCACCUGAAUGGGUAGCUCAGCGGGUAGGGACAGGGAUUUGGGUUCAGACACCAGCAUAGGCACAAGAUCGAAUCCUGGCUAUGGUUGAACUUUUUUUUUUUCUGUGAAACCACACUGUUUUCCCCUUGUUGUUCAAAUAACUUUUUAUUUUGUGUAGCCUAUGAUAAUCUUUUGUCUUCAGCAUCCUAAAUAAUACCACGGAUGCACCGUUUUUGAAAGAAUUGUGAACCUGGAGGGUGAAAACCCCUCAUUCAAACUAAAUUUAGUUGACCAACUCUCUCACCACGAAGUUUGGAUGGAUGAAAUGGGAAUAUAAAUAAUAAUAAUAAUAAAUAAUAUGCCAUUUAGCAGACGCUUUUAUCCAAAGCGACUUACAGUCAUGCGUGCAUACAUUUUUGUGUAAACAUCAAACAUGCUGUUCUGUAUUCUAGACCAGCAGCUGUCACUAAUGUGCACUGUGUUAAAAGCUCAGAGUAAUUAACAGUUUUUUCGGCACAAUUUGGUGAAAGCCCCAAAUGGUUCAGAAAGCCUCGGUUUCCAUUACUAGGUGGGAGGAUCAUAGCCUGGCUACCCAUCCACAUGGCUCCGGCGAAACGCCACGCCCUCUAACCUUUCUUCUCCAUGAUGAGUCUGGAUUUGAUCUCCCCGACUAAAUUAAGUAUGCGUUGUCAGGCAAGCAGGAUCACCCCCUUAAUACUCUUGAGAUCAUGAUUCAUAUUUGAAAGUACAAAUAUUAAAUCACCUUUUUUUAAUGGGUUAAAGUGAUACUUCAGGGUUUUGGCAAUGAAGCCCUUUAUCUACUUCCCCAGAGCCAGAUUCAUUUGUGGAUACUAUUUUUAUGUCUGCAUGCAGUUUGAAGGAAGUUGCUAACUAGUGUUAGCGCAAUUCCUAACUAGCUUUAACACAAUCACGAAGCUAACUUCCUUCAUACUGCAUGCAGACAUACAAAUGGUAUCCAUGAAUUCAUCAGUCUCUGGGGAAGUAGAUAAAGGGCCAAAAUUCAUUGCCAAAAUCCCAAAGUAUCCCUUUAAUACAUUUAUUUGACAGCACAGCCUGGUUAUGUAAUGUGUUUGGUGUGUGCGGAUUGCAGAGUCCCAGCUGGAGGCCAAGGCAGCACUGCAACAGGCUGUGGAGAUGAAGAAGAGGGAAAAGGCCCACAAGCUGCUGGUGCAUACGCUCAACAUGAACCCAGACUUUGUGGAAGCUCUGACGGAGCUGGGGACCAUUCUGGAAGAGGAGAAGGAUGUUGUCCAAGCAGACCACCUAUAUACCAAGGCCCUGGCCAUCUCACCAUGCAACGAGAGGGCCCUGGUGAGCCAUGACCGCACACUCCCCCUGGUGGAGGAGAUCGACCAACGCCACUUUGGGGUUAUCGACAGUAAAGUAUGCAGGAUGAUAUCCAUCCCCAAGGGAAACUCUGUCCUUAGACGUGUCAUGGAGGAAACCUACUACUACCACAUCUACCACACAGUGGCUAUAGAGGGUAACACACUCACUCUGUCUGAGAUCCGCCACAUCAUUGAGACUCGCUACGCCGUACCCGGCAAGAGCCUCCAGGAGCAGAACGAGGCCAUUGGUGUGGACGCAGUCAUGAAGUACAUCAACACCACGCUGCUGUCCCGCGCUGGGGCCAUCACUGUCAAUGACAUUCUGGAGAUCCACCGGCGCGUGCUGGGCUAUGCAGAUCCUGUAGAGGGUGGGCGGCUGCGUACCAGCCAGGUGUUUGUAGGCCACCACAUCCCACCCCACCCCCAGGACCUGGAGCGCCACAUGCUGGUGCAGUGGCUCAACUCAGAGGAGGCCCUGCAGCUGCACCCUGCGGAGUACGCAGCGCUCACCCAUUAUAAGCUGGUGUACGUGCACCUCUUUGUGGACGGGAACGGGCGCACGUCACGGCCGCUAAUGAACCUGGUGCUUAUGCAGGCACGCUACCCACCGAUCACCGUCCGCAAAGUUCAGAGUACUACACUGCUCUGGACACAGCCAACGAUGGUGACGUCCUCUCCUUCAUCGCCAAAUGCACAGAGAUCACUCUCUGGAUACCCUGCUGAUCGCCACCACUGA